AUGACAGACCAAAGAUCCGCCUUUCGCUUUCGUGUCCCUCGGUUGAGACCUAUCCCAUCUCCUCGUCCCACUACUCCUACCACCCAAACCACGGUAAGAAGGCCACCUAGACCACAACCUCAACCUGCACCAGCACCAACACCUCAACCACGUGCACCAUUACCAUCACCGCCACCUGCAUUACCUGUUAGACCACCUUCACCUCAAGUACCAGCUACAUUACCACCUACGCCACCAAGUCUGCCUCUAGGCACUGUCCCAGCUUCAUCACUCGAGCCAUCAUCAGUUAAGCCAACACCAUUACUACAAGUGCAAACUGAAUCAUCACAAACCCCACCAAAUCGAUCUUUGGGCACAGUCCCUGAUUCAUUACCCGAGCCAGUAGUUAGACCAACGCCAUUACCACCACCGCCACCACCUGCAUCACCACCAUUGCCACCAGUUCGAUCUUUGGGCACAGUCCCUGAUUCACCACUAGAACCACAAAAUAAACCAUCACCACCACCACAACAUGAACCCUCACCAACCUCGUCAUCAUCUCAUUCGCGCAUUCAGUCACCGGUUUCUUCACAUCCACCAUCACCAUCUCGUACGUCUACUCAACCACCUUCUUCACCUAAAUUGCUCGAGUCACCACCUGAAGCUGAAAGAUCAACAAAAAAGGCUUCAAAUGACGGUCGAACGGAUGUCAAUCCUGCUACUGAUCCAGCCCCUAAUGAUUCCAUAAACAAAGUGGCAGGAGAAACGAAAACUGUCCCACAAACUCAUGAUGAAACAUCCACAGAGCUAUCAAGUGACCAUUCUAAUUCAGAAUCACAAUUUAAAGAAAAACCAUUAAACAAAACUCACAUAACACAAGACAACCACCAUGAAGACGAAAAGACCAAAUCAAUACUUUCACAUCCAGGUAACGAAAUCCCAGAACCUGAUUAUGCUGAAAACGCAGAAUCAAACGGGCCACAACAUGAAGAAACCACGGAUAACGUUCAUACAGAACCAAUAAGCCAAAUUUGGAAUGAGAAAAUUCCAAGUGUUAUUACACUUUCUGGAAGAAACCGAGGGACGUCAAUGCAUAUAAAUUCUGCAGCAAACAGGCGAGGAAAAUCGAUUCAUAUCACUAGAAGGUACAAACACAACCCUGAUGAGAUCACAGACACUACUGAUGGAGAAGAAAGCUCAACCGAAAAGGCACCAGAAAAGGAAAAUGAGGAUAAAAAUGCGUAUAUUAACUGCAAUAUUCAAGGGAUAAAUAACUCAAUGGUGUUUAACUGCACAAUUACAGAAAAAAAACCAGGUGUUCAUUUAGGUUCUUGGGAUCCAAUGGACGUGAAAAAACCGAAAAGGAAGUAUAUAAAGUUGAUGGAUAAAAAUAAAGUUAAACUCAACAUUAGCCCGAAACAGAAGCAUACUAUCAGAAGGAGAUGUCUAAGAGGCCUUUUCAUGGAGUCGAGUGAUUCUGACCCGAAUGAUCCACAGAAGUCCAGACGACAUGGUUGUCGCUAUAGCAGCGGGGAAAAAAGUAACAAAGAUGAUCAGAUGGAUGUAUCUUAAGUUUUAGUUCAUUUGUGAAAAAAAUGUAUAGAAUAAGGGAAGGAUGAUUAUCCACCAUCAAUGAUACUCUUGUGUUUUCUUGAUCUAAU
Molecule: messenger RNA, 1640 nt
Organism: Erigeron canadensis
Lineage: Eukaryota; Viridiplantae; Streptophyta; Magnoliopsida; Asterales; Asteraceae
Product: pollen-specific leucine-rich repeat extensin-like protein 1
Exons: 1
Coding region: 1-1551 (516 amino acids)
Source: RefSeq, a predicted model, not a curated record